This is a messenger RNA of Durusdinium trenchii, 831 nucleotides long. The record is from the annotation of a GenBank genome assembly. Lineage: Eukaryota; Dinophyceae; Suessiales; Symbiodiniaceae.
AUGGCGCAGACUCAGACCACGAUGCCAAACGCUGCCAACAAGGACCGAGCUCGCUACGAAAUGCAGUUCUACAAGACCCGUGCGUGCUCUUUCUACGCAAAUGGCAAGUGCACCCGUGGCGCGAUGUGCAAGUACGCGCACGGAGAUACUGAGUUGCAGUCGAGGCCUGACCUCACCUUUACCUCCCUUUGCCGUGAGUUCUCAAUGACUGGAGCUUGCACGAAUCCAGCGUGUUCCUUCGCCCAUGACCCUUCAGAGCUUCGAGCCACUCACAAGUUCUUCAAGACUUCACUGUGCAAGUUCCACUUGCGGGGCCGCUGUCGCCUGGGAGAGGAGUGCCGCCAUGCCCAUGGAGAGGAUGAGCUGAUACCUUUGUCAAAAUCAGAGGCCAACGCGCCAACAGCACCGGUGUCACCCGCAUCACCAGGCAUGGCCUUUGACCCCACGUUUGCAGCCUCUUUGCUUCUCAGCGUUGCAGCUGCAGGAUCCAAGCUUGGACCGGUAUAUCGCUCACCUGCUGUGGAGACACCCAGCUAUGCACCAUGGCCUGAGUUGGAUUUCAGGGGUGUUUCCCAUCUUGAGCCAGCCCGAAUCCCUGGCUAUGACAAUGAGGAGCCACUUCCGACGGCUACUUUGGCUUCCUUUGCCACUCCAUCACUUGCCCCACCUGGACUGUUUGGCGUCUCAGGUGACGCCAAGGAAACCAAGUCAUUUUCCUCCUUUUCGACGGCAGCUGGGUACUCGAGCUUCUCUAGUGCGAGCAGCAUCUCAAGCCUUGAGGACGAGCCCUUGCAGGUGGAGUUGCCAGCUGACUGGAAGCUCUCGAUUUGA